AUGGAGACAGUUUCUAGCAGCGCGCAUCCGCCGAUUCCGCACAUGGUAGAUUAUAACGUGCCGGCCAUCACCGUGGAAGCAAGCUACUUGCAGGAGCAUCCACAUCUACAGGUCAUCUUUGCCGUUUUACUGUUACUGGCGUCCGUUGUUGGGAUUUUUGGGAACAUUCUGGUCAUUCUGACGGUGUCCCUAACCAAGGCGCUGCGUUUGCCCAGCAAUAUCUUCAUCGUCAACUUGGCCAUCGCGGACCUCAUCGUCACCACGCUGGUCGAUCCCUUCAACGUCAUCGGGGCGUUCGUUGGGCAAACGUACUUCGACACGCACCGGACGCUGUGCCACUUCAUCGCCGCCAUGUGCGCACCGGCAUGUCUGUGCUCCAUGUUCAGCAUCACCGCCAUCAGCGUCAAUCGGUACAUCAUGAUCUGUCACAUUUCUCUGUACCACCGACUGUACACUUGGCGCAACACCUGUCUAAUGUGCGUCGCGCUCUGGCUCAUCUCCACCGGCAUCCACUUUCCCAACCAUGUUGGCUGGGGCGACAAUGCCUUCGACCCGGCUUAUUACAUCUGUACGUUCUCCAUUGCUACGCAUUCCUACGCCAUCUUCUACAUUGUCGUGGGUGUAUUCCUGCCGCUGAGCAUCGUCUGCUUCAGCUACGCCAGCAUAUUCCGCUACCAUGUCCUUGUGAAGAAAGGCAUUCGCCGGCAUCGUAAACGCGAAGUGCAUUACACCGUCAUUCGUCGGAAGAGCCGGGAAUCCAUCAGCAUGACACUGCUAUCGGUGGCUGCCGUGGCACGCAGCACUGUUGUGUCUGGGACGGUUCCCGUGAGCGGCAAGGAUGGCGGUUCCAGCGAUGUGCGAAGGCGAAGUACGUUUCGCGGUAACGGAUUCACCACGGAGGAUAUUAAGCUUGCCAAGACGCUGUUCACGGUGUGCAUUGCCUUCUUAAUCUGCUGGUCACCGUUCGCCUUAUUCGUCCUCAUGCACCAACCAUCAUGGAUCCCUGGGUGGCUGUACAUGAUCGCCAUCAUGAUGGCGCACGGCAACUCGUCCAUCAACUGCAUCCUGUACGGUGUGACCAACGCCCGGUUCCGCCAGGGCUACCGCGCUGUGCUGGGACUGACCGGUGGUCUGCCCCGCAGUUCGGGGAAUCCGGAAGCCGGAAGGACACUGGAAGCUCUGGGUAUCUCCGUGUCGGCUUCCAAGCAAAGCCUACGCCCCGACACGAGUUCAGCGCCGGGCCGGACCUCCACCGCCAACCCUGAAAGGUCACAUUCUGAUCCACCGAAAACUGAGGAAACGCUGCAUCUGAUGCCGCCCAAUAUGACUAAGCAGUGCUAUUCCUAG
Paramacrobiotus metropolitanus is the source of this 1347-nucleotide messenger RNA. Its product is annotated as melatonin-related receptor-like. Bases 1 to 1347 code for a protein of 448 amino acids. The transcript is spliced from 7 exons. Gene Ontology annotation, biological process: G protein-coupled receptor signaling pathway. Gene Ontology annotation, molecular function: G protein-coupled receptor activity. Gene Ontology annotation, cellular component: membrane. The record is from RefSeq and is a predicted model, not a curated record. NCBI's taxonomy places the organism in Eukaryota, Metazoa, Tardigrada, Eutardigrada, Parachela, Macrobiotidae.